UUCAACCGAAUAUAUCCUACGUUGCGGUGCCAUUUCCGUUUGUAACAAACGAAACGAAUGUAACACUGACAUGUGCUGGGCAGGCCAAGGUUCAGAUACAGGACACAGCUAGGUACAUAAGGGUUAUGUUCCAAAAGAAUAAUAAGAUGUUUCACGAAUGUAGAAAAGAAGGGGUGCGUAUUUCAAGAAUAUCCUGCAGUAUUAGCGUCACUGGACUCACCAGCAACGACACAUUUACAUGCAUUAUUAAAAGCGGAAUGGCACCAUGCAACGCCGCUCGCCUGAGUUUUCAAGUUGAAGGACUAUCUUCUCUGAAUGCUUCACUUACGUAUGCCACAAUCAGAAACGACUUAAGAAAAAUUGAAGUAUCUUGUAUCGGUACUGGAAUACCUGAACCUGAUGUGGUAUGGUUAUUAAACGGCUCUAUGAUCAAUCACACAAGUACUCAAUAUGAUACGAAACGAAAACGUGAAAUUGGCCAAAAUGCGUAUCGCGUGAAUUCAACAAUCAUCAUUAGUGGAAGAAAAUUCCCGAUGAGCAUACGUUGUGUAGUGCAAAAUGGAAAAUAUAAAGUUCACUCGAGAACUGUGUAUGUAUUACACGUUGAAGUUGUUGGCGUGGAACAGACAAACGCAAUGGUUCGCUGGUUCGGUCUUUCAGCUUUGGGUACACGUCUCAUGAAUGUUUCUGUUUUUACCGUUACCUUGAAGUGUGGCAAGGAAUUUAAUAAAACCAUCACAAUAUACAACAAGUCAAGCGUUAUAUUCACAGAUCUCACGAGAGGUAGAGAAUAUGUCAUAGAGGUUGAAGCAUUUACGAAGAGAAAUGAUGUAAUCCUAGGAGCUGCAAAGCUUUUUCUACCAGAUAAACUUCCCAGGCCAAGUCAUGUCUACCUUGCAAAGAUUACUUCCAAAAGAGCAGUGGUUAAAUGGGAAAAGAUUUCAGCAAACCAAAAAAUUCAUGGCGUUUUGCUGGGGUAUAAAUUGACGCUUAUUGGCAAGACAAGGGAAAUAGAUUUCACUCUGGCAAACCACACUAAUCACGUAGUGUUACAUGACCUAACCCCGAGAUCUAAUUAUACCCUCUCAGUACGAGGAUUCACACAGUAUGAUGAUGGAUAUAUUGAGCUUUUCAACUUUUCAUCAUUAGAUGUAAUUCCUGCACCGAAGAACGUGCAGAUUGUUAUCUUGUCCAAAAAUUCAGCUGGGGUUCAAUGGACUCUCAUUCAGCAACACAAAGAAAAACACGAUGAAAUUAUUGGCUAUAGAGUUAUUGUGAGAAAUGCAAUACAUUCUUUCAAGGUUGACACUUUAAGUGUCACGUAUUCGGUUGCUCUCAAUCAUCUUUUACCCGAAGCAAAUUACAGUGUAUCAGUUUUCGGCUUUGGUAAUGGAACAAAAGGAAUUUCAAGCAAAUGGAUACAUUUUAAAAUAAAUGAUCGUGAGGGGCCAUCUGGAGUUAGUAAUAAAGGAGGAACUAACACAGACGGAAGGAACUUUACUUUAACAAUCAUCGUUGUUUUGAUUGUCGGAGUUUUGUUUUAGGCGACAACUUUUGAGUAGCCACUGUGUCGGAUGUUUUACGAAUAGUCAAUUUUUACGUCACUAAUAAAAUUUAUGGUAAAAUAAUUUUACAAGUCGUUAUAUCUCAUUGUUUUCCCAUGCUCCAAAAAAGCCUAAAUUUCACAAAAAGAAAUCAGCUUCGCCACCAAAAAUGUUGUCAGUGGUUUUUUAAUUUACCGAAAUAUAUAUAGUUGUGCCAAAACAAGCAUUUGUUGUAAAUCGAUAUAAUAUAAAAAUAGCGCCAUAGUGGAAAAACAUGAAAAC
Dendronephthya gigantea is the source of this 1826-nucleotide messenger RNA. RefSeq lists its product as uncharacterized. Gene Ontology annotation, molecular function: protein binding. The record is from RefSeq and is a predicted model, not a curated record. The transcript has 6 exons. NCBI's taxonomy places the organism in Eukaryota, Metazoa, Cnidaria, Anthozoa, Malacalcyonacea, Nephtheidae. The coding region runs from base 126 to 1544 and encodes 472 amino acids.